This is a messenger RNA of Lagenorhynchus albirostris (white-beaked dolphin), 1418 nucleotides long. RefSeq names its product visinin like 1 (gene VSNL1). The transcript has 4 exons. Lineage: Eukaryota; Metazoa; Chordata; Mammalia; Artiodactyla; Delphinidae. Bases 233 to 808 code for a protein of 191 amino acids. The record is from RefSeq and is a predicted model, not a curated record. Gene Ontology annotation, molecular function: calcium ion binding.
CAGCAGAGACUUACCGGAGCGUGCUGCAGCGACUGCUGGGCUUGCAAGGCGCGAUUCAAGAGGAAUUUAAGCAGUCUAGAGCGCCACAGAAAAAAAGAGCGUGAGAGAACCAUACACGGAGACGGCUUAACCGUUUAUCCGAAUUAAAUAUAUGUACAUAUAUUUAUUUACAAAGAACUGUUGAGUUUUAUCAUUUUCGCUAAGUGACCGUGGGCAGCGCUAUAACAGCAGAAUGGGGAAACAGAAUAGCAAACUGGCCCCCGAAGUGAUGGAGGACCUGGUGAAGAGCACAGAGUUUAAUGAGCAUGAACUCAAGCAGUGGUACAAAGGAUUUCUCAAGGACUGUCCAAGCGGGAGGCUGAAUCUCGAGGAAUUUCAGCAGCUCUACGUGAAGUUCUUCCCGUACGGAGACGCCUCCAAGUUCGCCCAGCACGCCUUCCGAACCUUCGACAAGAACGGAGACGGCACCAUCGAUUUCCGAGAGUUCAUCUGCGCCCUGUCCAUCACCUCCAGGGGCAGCUUUGAGCAGAAGCUGAACUGGGCCUUCAACAUGUACGACCUGGAUGGCGACGGCAAGAUCACCCGCGUGGAGAUGCUGGAGAUCAUUGAGGCUAUCUACAAAAUGGUGGGCACCGUGAUCAUGAUGAAAAUGAAUGAGGAUGGGCUCACACCUGAGCAGCGAGUAGACAAGAUUUUCAGCAAGAUGGAUAAGAACAAAGACGACCAGAUUACACUGGAUGAAUUCAAAGAAGCUGCAAAGAGCGACCCUUCCAUCGUAUUACUUCUGCAGUGCGACAUUCAGAAAUGAGCAGAGAUAACACUAUGGACUGCACAAAAGUCUCAAUGUUCCAUUCAGUCUGCAGCUAUUAACACACACACACACACACACACACACACACAAAUAUUGCUUGGACUACCUAUAAAUGGACUUGCUUCUUGUGUUUGAAACACUUGUGUGCAUGAGAAUGUCAUUUGCUAAUGAAUUUUAAAAGCAUAUAUUAUAAAACAAACAACCUGCCACAAUGUGAUAUGUGUGAUAUCAUUUCAUUAAAAAAAAAAAAAAACUUCCUCCUCCAAAGCCUGGGCAGAAUUGUGCUGCAAAGAGUUGUAUGAUUUCUUGUUCAUGUUUUGCUAAUGCUCGUGUCUCCUUGAUUACAUAAUGUUAGUAGCACAGAAACCCUCACGGUAAUGUAACUGAAUUAUAAGCUGUGUCACCAUUCUCCUGUAAAAUAGUACUGGACAGGCACACAGAGGGGCCCUUGACUCCUCUGUGUGGUCCACACACAAGAGCUUGUAUUAUCAGUGAAUAUAAAUGUACGAAAUUUGCAUGCCGUUUAGGUUUGCCUUAAUUCUUACCUCAUUUGCAUCCUAUCAAUCUGGAAAGAGCUGUGUUGGAAUUAAUGCAGUAUAAAACUUAA